This is a messenger RNA of Engraulis encrasicolus (European anchovy), 2694 nucleotides long. RefSeq names its product ribophorin II (gene rpn2). NCBI's taxonomy places the organism in Eukaryota, Metazoa, Chordata, Actinopteri, Clupeiformes, Engraulidae. Bases 80 to 1969 code for a protein of 629 amino acids. The record is from RefSeq and is a predicted model, not a curated record. The transcript is spliced from 17 exons. Gene Ontology annotation, biological process: protein N-linked glycosylation. Gene Ontology annotation, cellular component: membrane; oligosaccharyltransferase complex.
AUGAACGAUUUACAAGUUGUCCAACACACUGUCCUAUGUUUGCAACAUACCAUGUUCUUCGUAAAGUUGUAACGAAAAUAUGCCAGGGUUACUUUGCGUAGUGCUCCUUGCGCUGGCUGUCAGCGCUCAAGCGUUGACACCGUCUCAUCACCUCACGGCAUCCGAUGUGGCGAGACUGGAAGCCCGUUUGGGCCAGCCCUUCACGGACCUGCAGUCUGCAUACUUCUCCAUCAUGGGCCUCAGCAAGCUGGGAGUUACUGUUGCAGAUUCAGAUGAGGCAUGUCAAUUCCUGAAGUCAAAUUUGGAUCCAACAAAUAUUGAGUCUCUAUUCUAUGCUGCUGAGGCCAGCCAAGCACUGUCAGGAUGUGAGAUCCCAGUGUCAAACGAGACGCGCGACCUCCUCCUGGCGGCGGUGAGCGAAGACUCCACUGUCUCCCAGAUCCAGCAGGCCGUGGGGGCCUUGAGCGCCCUGGGUCUCCCUCUGGCCUCCCAGGAGGUGGUCAGCGCCCUCUCCGCACACAUCAGGAAGGAAGAAGGCGUCCUCUCCAUCAUCAAUGCCCUCCAGACUGCUGCUCGCCUGUCCCAGCAGGCAGAGCUUGGCCCCAUCCUGGAGGAGAUCGAGGACUUGGCUGCGCAUCUGGAUGACCUGGGUGGGCUGUUCCUGCAAUUUGAGGAGGGUCUGGAGGCCACUGCUCUGUUCGUCAGCUCAGCCUACGCCCUGUCUGACCACAUGGAUAUGGAGCCCCCACUCAAAGAGGACCAAGUCAUCCAGCUGGUGAACUCUAUCUUCAGCAAGAAGUCCUGGGACUCUCUGUCGGAGGCCUUCAGUGUGGCCUCUGCAGCCGCUGCCCUCUCCAACAACCGCUUCCACGUGCCCGUGAUCGUCACCCCCCAGGGGCCUGCCACCGUGUCCCACAGCCAGCCAACCCUGAAGCUCCUGGUGACUGACGUGCUGUGCCAGCCCCUGGCAUCUGCCAACGUGCUGGUGGAGACCGCCAGCUCUGUGGCCUCCAAGAGCGUAAUUCUGAACAAGGCCCCCUUCGCACUGCAAGAUGGCGUCUUUGAGCUGAAUUUCAUGGACAGUCAGCCGGCCAGCGGUUACUACCAGUUCGCUGUGGCUGUGACUGGAGACAGCAGGCUGAUUGCAAACCACGUGGAGCUGAAAGUGAAGGUGUCUACGGAGGUUGCCAUCACUAACAUGGACCUGUCUGUGGUGGACAAGGACCAGAGCAUCGGCACCAAGACCACUAGGGUGGACUAUCCCAGCAAGGCUAAGAACUCCUUCAUCGCCGACAGCCACCAGAACUUUGCCAUGUCCUUCCAGCUGGUGGAUGUGAACACUGGGGUUGAGCUCACCCCUCAUCAGGUCUUUGUGAGGCUGCACAACCAGAAGACAGGCCAGGAGGUGGUGUUUGUGGCCGAGCCCGACACCAAGAACGUCUACAAGUUUGAGCUGGACACGGCCGAGAGGAAGUCUGAGUUCGACUCCAUGUCAGGCACCUAUGCCCUGUACCUGAUGGUGGGAGACGCCACCCUGCAGAACCCUAUCCUCUGGAACCUGGCGGAUGUUGUGCUGAGGUUCCUGGAGGAAGAGGCCCCUGUUGCCGUCCAGCCCAAAACCCUCUACAUCCCCAAGCCAGAGAUCCAGCACUUGUUCCGUGAGCCAGAGAAGAGGCCCCCCACGGUGGUGUCCAACACCUUCACAGCCCUCGUGCUCUCUCCAUUCCUCUUACUGCUCAUCCUGUGGUUUAAACUGGGAGCUAACGUUGCCAACCUCAGCCUCUCUCCCAGCACAAUACUUUUCCAUCUGGGCCAUGCAGCCAUGCUUGGCCUGAUGUAUGUGUACUGGACACACCUCAACAUGUUCCAGACCCUUAAGUACCUGGCCAUUAUUGGCAGUCUCACAUUCCUCGCAGGAAACCGUAUGCUGGCCCAGAAAGCAGUUAAAAGAGUUGAAAGCAAAUUAUAAGAGGACCCUUCUACAGAAGACAAGAAUCCUUGAAUUUAUUGGCAGUUUCUAUUUAAAUGACAUUCAAACAAUACCGUGUUUGGCAGCCAAUCAUAGGCCGAAUCAAGACGUGACGCAUAUUUGUGAGGCACCAGUGUCCAACUUUGGUUGAGUUUUCAAAUGAUUUGAACCAGGCCUUUUCAAUUUGGUUUCCUUCUUUAAAAAAAAAAAAAUGCCGUCAGAAAUAUUCCCAUUUUUAGCAACUGAAUGCACUGUACACUGAGAGAAGUUUCUUGACUAAAACGUGUGUGUAUACAAAUGUGGUUUGGCCAUAUCGUUUUCCACUAAAGCCUGUAAAAUAAUGUCAGUGGAUGAAUACAUUGUUGAUUUGUUGUUUUCUUUGUUUGUUUGUUUUUUUAUUUUUCACUAAAAAAGGAUAUUUGAACAGGUGUCAAUUCAUCUUGAAUGUUAGGGAAGAGGCGCUGUUGUCCGUAAUGAGUGAGAUGUGUGUGUUUAUGUCUGAGAGUGUUCAUGUCACAAUCUACUGAAUCAGUGGAUGAGUGUCUGCCUGCAUUUUUAGGUCUAUUUCUGAAAAACAAGGCCUUUUCAGAUGUAUGUUCAAUGUGUCCGUUACAAACAGGCCAAGGAAUCUGCUCUCUCGUAAAAUGAUAAAAGUUCUGUCCACACAACUCCACAACAUGCAACAGGUAGAAUGGCAGACAAUGUUUUGUAAUUAAAAAAUAAAA